AUGCACCGCGCACUGCACCGCGCACCCCAAUGCACCGCGCACCCCAAUGCACCGCGCACCGCACCGCACCCCAAUGCACCGCGCACUGCACCGCGCACCCCAAUGCACCGCGCACCGCACCGCACCCCAAUGCACCGCGCACUGCACCGCGCACCCCAAUGCACCGCGCACCGCACCGCACCCCAAUGCACCGCGCACUGCACCGCGCACCCCAAUGCACCGCGCACCGCACCCCAAUGCACCGCGCACCGCACCGCACCCCAAUGCACCGCGCACCGCACCGCACCCCAAUGCACCGCGCACUGCACCGCGCACCCCAAUGCACCGCGCACCGCACCGCACCCCAAUGCACCGCGCACUGCACCGCGCACCCCAAUGCAUCCCGUACUGCACUGCACCGCGCCUCCCAAUGCACCGCGCACUGCACCGCGCACCCCAAUGCAUCCCGUACUGCACUGCAUCGCGCCUCCCAAUGCACCCCGUACUGCACCCCAAUGCACCCCGUACUGCACUGCACCCCAAUGCACCCCGCACUGCACCGCGCACCCCAAUGCACCGCGCACUGCACCGCACCCCAAUGCACCGCGCACUGCACCGCGCACCCCAAUGCACCCCGUACUGCACCGCGCACCGCAGCCCGCACCGCACUGCACUGCGCACCCCAAUGCACCCCGCACCGCACCCCGGCAGCCAGGAGGAGGCAGGAGCAGCUUCUCCGGGCCGUCGGUGCCGGGCACCUCCCGCCGCUCCCUGGUGCGGCAGUGA
This is a messenger RNA of Hirundo rustica (Barn swallow), 765 nucleotides long. RefSeq lists its product as uncharacterized. The coding region runs from base 1 to 765 and encodes 254 amino acids. The record is from RefSeq and is a predicted model, not a curated record. The transcript has a single exon. Lineage: Eukaryota; Metazoa; Chordata; Aves; Passeriformes; Hirundinidae.